CGCGCCUCCCGUUUUCGAGGCUUUGGCUGUGCCUGCAGCAGGGAAGCCAGCCCAGCGGAGUGCGGGUUCGAAUGGAAGUGUCACUCUCCCCGCCCGCGCCAUGGGAACUCCAACUCAGCCCCGGGGAGGGAGGCGGCGGGAGAGAGGCGGGCAGCAUCAGCGGUAACAGCUGCUUGCACUUUGCUGACAUGAGCAAUUCGCUGCUUAACACGUCCUUGAGCCCAGAGAGAGCUCCGUCGUCGCCCACGAGGAGGAGACGACGGAGGAGAGCAGGCAGAGGCAGAGGCAGAAGAGGAGCGAGACGAGAGACCCGCGCCGCUUUAAGGGGGCCGGGCGGGCGCCGAGAACGGAGCCGGCGGAGUCCUGCCCGUCGCCGGCGGCUCCCGGACGGAGGCAAAAGUCAGCCGCGGGAAGAGGCGAGAGUGGGCGCUUUGGUGUGUAGGGAGCUGCUGAUGGAGAAGCAGCCCGGCGGCUCUGCUGGGGGCAGGAGGAGAAGGGGGAGGGUCGGCUGAGCCGCCCACCCCACCUCAAGGCUCUUGGGGGGCUGCUGAGAAGUCCAGCAUGGAGCCCCCAAGCGUCCCAGCCACCAGCACCGGGGUGGCCAGCGAAGCCAAGUGGGCAUUGCCAGGCCGGGCUCCGCAGCCGGAGGAAAGCAGCCAGCCUGCCCAGCCCUUCUUGGAGAGCCCUUUCCUUGGCAAGCCUUGAUCCCGGGGCGGAAAAACUCCACUCCCACUCGGGCAAGUUGCCCCGCCUCGGGGAUGCACCCCGGCGACUCGGUGGCCGUGGGACCCUCCUCGUCCCUCCUGGCCCGAGCCCAGAAGAUGACUCCGGGAGGGGUGGGACAGCAGCCCCCCGCGCCCCGGCCUGCGGCCACCGCCGCCCAGUCCGGGAUGGAGAACUUCAGGAAGGUCAAGACCUCGGAGGAGGAGAGCCCCUUGCCCUUCGCCGGCUUGCCUCUGGACGUGGUGGAGAUGAAGGUGAAGGAGGGCAGCAAGAUCCGGAACCUGAUGGGCUUCGCCAUGGCCAGGAUGGAGUUGGAGGCCACCCGGCAGAUCGUCUUCAGCGGCUACGGCCGGGCGGUCACCAAGACAGUCACCUGCGUGGAGAUCAUGAAGCGGAAGCUGGGGGGGCUACACCAGGUCACCAGGGUGCAAUACAAGACCCUGCGGGAGGUCUGGGAGAACAAGGACCCCCCGCCCGAGGGAACCCACGCGGAACAUCUCACCGUCCACAAGAACGUGCCCUCCAUCUGUAUCCUGCUCUCCAAAGACCCCCUGGACCCCAACCAGAUGGGGUACCAGCCCCCCAACCCUCCAGAUGGCCUGUGGGUGGAUGAAGGGGACACGCGGGAGGAGCGAUCCGGCACCUCCCCAAAGGGAAUGAAGAGGAGGCUGCUGGACGCACCUCACGAGGAGGCUCCGCCGAACAAGAGGCCCCAACUGCAGGUACAGGAGAUGAUCCAGGAGGACCUGGGGACGGUGGUGGGCUGUGGAAAUUGACCCACUCCGGCCUGCCUUUCCGGACUGUGAUCAAACCAACCCAAGCCAUAUGCAACUCAUUACAGGGACAGCAAUAUAUGCAGAGGGGUACCAAUAGAGGCCGGAUGCACUCUAGAUUUGUAGAUGCUUUGUACGUCAAUAAAUGGGAUUGUGGAGCCGGUG
Molecule: messenger RNA, 1661 nt
Organism: Hemicordylus capensis (graceful crag lizard)
Lineage: Eukaryota; Metazoa; Chordata; Lepidosauria; Squamata; Cordylidae
Gene: RPP25
Product: ribonuclease P and MRP subunit p25
Exons: 1
Coding region: 759-1499 (246 amino acids)
Biological process (GO): tRNA 5'-leader removal
Cellular component (GO): ribonuclease MRP complex
Molecular function (GO): RNA binding
Source: RefSeq, a predicted model, not a curated record